AUGACGAGAAAGCAAAUGAUUAUGGAAAAUGACUCUUCAGUGUCUGAGUUCAUUCUUAUGGGUCUGACAGACCAACCUGAACUCCAGCUGCCCUUAUUUGCUCUGUUCUUGGUGAAUUACACAGCCACUGUGAUGGGAAACUUGAGCUUAAUGAGUCACAUUUUCUUGAAUUCAAACCUUCACACCCCCAUGUACUUUUUUAUCUUUAAUCUCUCCUUCAUUGAUUUCUGUUAUUCAUUUGUCUUUACCCCCAAAAUGCUGAUGAGCUUUGUUUUAAAGAAGAACACUAUUUCCUUCAGAGGAUGCAUAACUCAGCUGUUUUUCUUCUGCUUUUUUGUGAGCUCAGAGUGUUAUGUGUUGACAGUCAUGGCCUAUGAUCGCUAUGUGGCCAUUUGUCAGCCACUAUUGUACAAGGCUAUUAUGUCUCCUGAGAUAUGUUUUACAUUGAUGUUUGGUUCUUACAUAACAGGGUUUGGUGGGGCCAUGGCUCACACAGGGUGCAUGCUCAGGCUCAGGCUUUGUGAUUCUAACAUCAUCAACCACUACAUGUGUUGA
Chionomys nivalis (European snow vole) is the source of this 555-nucleotide messenger RNA. RefSeq names its product olfactory receptor 143-like. The transcript is spliced from 2 exons. Bases 1 to 555 code for a protein of 184 amino acids. Gene Ontology annotation, cellular component: membrane. Gene Ontology annotation, biological process: sensory perception of smell; G protein-coupled receptor signaling pathway. Gene Ontology annotation, molecular function: G protein-coupled receptor activity; odorant binding; olfactory receptor activity. The record is from RefSeq and is a predicted model, not a curated record. Lineage: Eukaryota; Metazoa; Chordata; Mammalia; Rodentia; Cricetidae.